Closterium sp. NIES-65 is the source of this 516-nucleotide messenger RNA. Lineage: Eukaryota; Viridiplantae; Streptophyta; Zygnematophyceae; Desmidiales; Closteriaceae. The record is from the annotation of a GenBank genome assembly.
AUGCCUCGCUUCACUUCAGUUAUCAUCUUUCUAGCUCUUAGUUCUUCCGCGGCCCUCGCCGAGGUGUGCCCGAAGUUCGUUUGCGGGCCGGGUAAUUUCCUGUAUGGCAAGUUCACCGACCCCAAAGACCCGCUCAAGGAGCCGUCGGAUCCUCUGUGGGAGGGGUUCUUCACUCCGGGUCAGAUGUACGACUACGUGACGAGGUUCAACAUUAGCGACUUGAAGAUCGAAACCCCGCAGCUGGACUGCUACGAGUUCUGCGUUGCCAAAAACAUGCUGCUGCCAAGCAAUGCGGACCCGGCGAAGAAGGCCAAGUACUGGAUGUUCGAGGAGACGUGUCUGGAGGGGACCUGCGCGAAGUGCACCUGCGCGGGAGCCAGCGUGAAGUGCACGGGAGGCGGAAACAUGCAGCAGCCGCGUGCAAGGGUGAACGUGGGCAGCGCAGGGGAGAACGUGGGCAGGACGUGGGGGACUCAUGGAAAGGACAACCGGUGGUUCGACGAUGGCUCUUUUUAG